GUGGAACAGGACGAGCGACGAGAAAAGCUCGCCGCAGAAGUAGAGGAGCAGCGACGGAGAAGAGAACUUGCAGACGAGGCCCAGCAGCGGCAGUUACGGAUGCGGGAAGAUGAAAUAAGACGGCAAGAAGAUGAAGAACAGCGAGAACGAGUAAGGAAUGAAAAAGAG
Molecule: messenger RNA, 168 nt
Organism: Amoebophrya sp. A120
Lineage: Eukaryota; Dinophyceae; Syndiniales; Amoebophryaceae
Source: the annotation of a GenBank genome assembly